This is a messenger RNA of Mesorhabditis spiculigera, 2214 nucleotides long. NCBI's taxonomy places the organism in Eukaryota, Metazoa, Nematoda, Chromadorea, Rhabditida, Rhabditidae. The record is from the annotation of a GenBank genome assembly.
AUGCUAAUUUUCUUUAUUCUCUUAACAUGUUUACCGCGUCUUUGUGCCCUAAAUAUUCUCGUCUACUCCCCGCGCUAUGCCCCGUCACAUACGAAUUUUGUCGGUCGAGUUGCCGAUAUUUUGGCUGAGGCUGGCCAUCAAGUGGUGGUGCUCCAGCCGGUCCUCAUCGCGCAACAGACGGGCACCGGGAUCGCUUUAGCCAAGGUAAUCGAGCUGCCGCCUAGCGAGCAUGUCGGUCAUCUACUGCCCUCCGUCAUGUCGGUGUCGGAUAGUGAGAGGUGGACAAGCUCCGGGACUGAUCCACGACCAACAAUUCAGUUCCUCACCUUCAUGCGACGCGCUACGCUGGACUUUACGAAAAGAAUUUUCGAGGACGAGCCACUUCUAGAAGAGCUGCGCGGCUACAAAUUCGACAUCGGCUUUUCGGAGUGCUUGGAGGGCAGUGGAUUUGCCAUCUUCCACCGCAUCGGCCUCGACAAGUACAUCGGGAUUUUGUCGUCUACAUUCGGCGCGAGUUUCCCGUCAAUUUUCGGGGCACCGAUGGCGCCCGCAUACGUGCCGUCGAUGUCGUCGAGUUCAACGGAUCAAAUGAGCUUCGUGGAGCGAGCGAUGAAUUUGGUCGGAUCGGUGAUGGAAAAGCACAUGAUCACCGGCGGCUUCGCAAUGUUUGACGACUAUUUACGAACUGUCGAUCCUGAAUUUCCAAAAAUAGAGGAUCUCCUCACCGGCUCCUCGUUUGUGCUGGCCAACGUCGAGCCCUACUACGAUCAUCCCCGCCCUCUAAUCCUGAAGCUACAGUAUUUCGGAGGGAUUGCCGUGCCGGAACCCCGGCCAUUAGAGCAGAAAUGGAAAGACAUUCUGAAUCUCCGCCCGGCCAACGUGCUCAUCUCGUUUGGAAGUAUCGCGAAGAGCAAGGAUAUGCCGCGGGAAUCGAAGAUGGCCAUUAUCAAGGCUAUUAAAAGUUUCCCCGACGUCACCUUCAUCUGGAAAUAUGAAGCCCCCGAAGAGCUUCCAGAAGCCCAAGAAGCGCCGAAUUUGAUUCUUCACCCCUGGGUGCCGCAAGCCGACUUACUCGCCGACAACCGCCUGACGGCGUUCAUCACCCACGGCGGCGCCGGCAGCGCCAUCGUCGUGCCCCUCUUUGCCGAUCAAUUCGCCAACGCGAAGCUGGUCGGCCGUGUGGGCAGCACGCUGGAGUACAACAAGUUCGAGCUGGGCGAUGCCGCCAAGUUGGAGUCGGCGAUACGGGAGCUGCUGGAUAAUGAAACGCUAACCAAAAAUGCGGAGCGGAUGGCCGCGAUGUUGGCGAAUCGCCCCUUUCCGCCUCGUGAAGUUCUCCUGAAAACCACCGAGUUUGCGGCGGCGUACGGCCCGCUGACCGAGCUCGACCCACAUGGUCGCCAGCUCUCCUUCAUCGAGUACUUCUUGCUUGACCGCAGCCGCGGCGUCGAAUACUGCAGGUGCUGCGUCGGCCAGCUGCACGUCAAGCAUUUUCUACUCAUCCUCCAGCUGCUCUUCAUUCUCAUCGCCGGGUGGGGCCUCGUCGCUUCUUCCACACCCUUCAAUACGGUCCUAUACGCCCAUCUUAUGCCGAAAGAUUUUUCACCGGACUUCUGCCGUGAGUUUCUCUACUGGUUCUCCUUGUUCAUCUGCUUCAGCCUGCUCGCGCUCAGGGCGGUCGAGACGGGCACACUGGCCGCGCGUCUAUUUCAAGUCUUCCGCUUCUCGGUAGUGCCGGUGUGCUUCGUGUGGUUCUGCCUCGGCUACGCCAUCUACUGCACCUGCGUCGGCUUCACCUACAUCCACCGCCAGACGUCGCGCUCCGUGCAAUUUUCACCGCUGCGCGAGGAGAUCCCCGACAAUUUCAACAACUCCAUCUCGCUGGACUGCUCCAUUGGCGAUUUCCCGCCCGGCCUUCCCAGCACGAUCGGGUCGCCGUCAAGAAUUCCGGGCCGCAGCAACAGCCUGCAGACGAGCCGCGCCCGUCAGAUGAGAUGCAGAAACCCGGAUGAGCUGACCAUCUCGAUCACGCCGGUUGACGAGACGUUCGUGGAUGAAAUGGAAUCGCCGAGCAGAUCCGGUGGGCGUCUCAACUCGUCUUUCUCAUCGCUCCGCAUCCUGCCCACGCUCAACGAGGACGAGGAGGCCACCACUCCGCCUGGCAAGCUACGCCCCGAAGACAUUGAGCUGAAAGUGAGCCCGGUGAACAGCAUC